UGAUUUUCGAGGGGCAGUAACAGCUCCUGUUCAUCCGACCUGAUUCAUGAUUCAUGUGCUAAGAGCUUUAUAAAGUUUUGUUGCUGCGAAACAAACCCGACAAGACUAUUUCUCUUGAAAAUGUAAUGUGUUUAGGUUACAUCGUCGCUAUUACACGGAAACGCAUACAAUCCAAAGCUCCGAGCACAACUGGACUGCGACGCGGUUUCGUCGUUGUCACGUCCAACUACACCGAGCUACACAACCCGCGACAACUGGCCAUAGCGACGACUAGCCAUAGGCAACAUAACAGCGUUUCUUUAGCCACCUUCACGCAUAUAUAGUGCGUAAAUAUGUCUCUUAAUAGCAAGGAAAAAUCACAACUCCGAAGCGCCCUACAAGAAGCAGUUAUAAAAUGCUCGGAGAGAUGUCUUUAUCAAUCUUCAAAAUGGGCAGCUGAACUACUUAACGCCAUUCCUGAACCCGAGGCGUCGCCUGACGAUUCUCAGCUGUCGGAUGCAUCUAAUGGAUACGCAUCGACAGCAUUUGCCCAAAAUGGCGACCCAGACGAAGCAAUACUCGAAGCUAAAGAGAUAAACAAGUACCUGCUAGCCAAGUCCUUCUUCGAUUGUCGAGAAUACGACCGCUGCGCUGCAGUUUUCCUUCCCGACUCUACCUUGGCUGGCAUGGCAUCCUCGAAAGAGCCGAAUAACACGACGCCCAAAGGAAAGGGGAAAGGCAAAGCCACAGCACCUAGCACUAGGACAAGCAGCGCCGAGAUAUUGCCACAAUUGAGCCAAAAAAGCCUGUUUCUUGCAUUAUAUGCCAAGUUUCUCUCGGGAGAGAAACGUAAAGAUGAGGAUGCCGAGAUAGUAAUGGGACCUCAGGACAUUGGCACAUGCAUCAACAAACAGCUAUUGACAGUCAGUCGUAUUUUAGAAGCAUGGUUCGAGCAACGGAAAUCAGAUGACGGCGAAGAGAUAGAAGGUAGCCAAGGGUGGCUUGAAUAUCUCUACGGUAUGAUUCUUGCUAAAGAAAAGAACGAAGAGCUGGCCCUAUAUUGGCUAGUACGCAGCGUACACCUAUUUCCUAUGAAUUGGGGUUGCUGGCUAGAGAUGACUGCACUUAUCUCACGGGUGGAAGAUGUAUGUUGCAGUAGAAUAUCGGUUAGGUUCACGAUGGCUAAUUUGAUACAGUUAAAUCGCAUAAUGCCUCGCUUACCACAAAAUAUCGUAUCCUUUAUGUUCCAUAUACACACCUCGCUCGAGCUUUACCAGCACGAUCCAAAUCUCGCAAAUUCCCUCGACCAACUACUCAAUAUAUUCCCGACGUCGUCUUUCCUGCUCACAUGCGAUGCGUUGCUAUCUUACCACGCAAAGGAUCUCGUUGCAGCAGAACAACACUUCAGCAACAUUUUAUCGCUACACCCUCAUCGACUCGACUCGCUUGACCAUUAUUCUAACAUACUCUACGUCAUGAACUCACGACCAAAGCUCGCAUUCUUAGCGCAUCUAUGUAGUAGCGUUGAUAAAUUUCGUCCAGAAUCUUGCGUGGUAAUUGGUAAUUACUACUCAUUAUUAUCCUUGCACGAGAAAGCUGUGCAAUAUUUCCGACGAGCGUUGAUGCUGGAUCGCUCAUGCCUAUCCGCUUGGACACUCAUGGGACAUGAGUACGUCGAACUUAAAAACACGCAUGCGGCCAUUGAAUCAUAUCGCCGAGCUGUAGACGUGAACCGAAGAGACUACCGUGCAUGGUACGGACUGGGGCAGACGUAUGAGAUUUUAGAGAUGCACGCAUACGCAUUGUGGUACUAUAAGAAGGCAGCCGGUCUCAGACCAUGGGACGGGAAAAUGUGGAUGGCCGUUGGCUCGUGCUUACAACGCAUGAACCGAAAUCAGGACGGAAUCAAAGCUCUAAAACGGGCAUUACUCGCCGAGAGCUAUUAUGACACAGGUAGCAGCAUCGGCAGCGGUGGGAUAGCGGGCAGUCUCCGAGGUGCGCACAUGGACCCGGAGAUCCUGCUACAAAUCGCGAAUAUGUACGAUGGCAUAGGCGAGGAAGAAGACGCAAAGGCAUACAUGGAAAUGUGUGUGGCGCAAGAAGAUGGCGGGGUAGGCGAUAGUCAGGGCGAAGGCAUCGCGAUCCAUAAUGAUUCGCCGGGAGAGGGCUCGGAUGACGACGGCGAUCGCGCCGGGCGUGGAGAGGGAGGCACGGGGGUGACAGCCGCCACUAGCAAAGCCCGGAUAUGGCUUGCGCGCCACGCGAUGAGGACGGAGGAGAGAGGUUAGGUCCAGGAUGGAAGGAAUUACGACUGUCUUGAUGAUACAAGGUAGUUUGGAAGCUUUGGAAGCUUUGGCUUGUGCAUCGAUUGUGGCUAAUGAAUUAUGAUAUCUUUGCGGGAGCCUACGUGAGCCCAAGGUAUCCCGUUGGAGAUGGGUUAUGGGAUAGUGGUGUCUUGUGGGUAACCGAUUGUAGCAUCGCGAACAAGAAUGCUCUCCGCACACACCGGGCGGUUGCUUGACUCUAACCUCCACAUGAACCUCAGCAACGUAACAUAUACAUACCAAUAUACAAAAUUUCCUUCAUC
Messenger RNA from Daldinia decipiens, 2566 nucleotides. Its product is annotated as anaphase-promoting complex subunit CDC23. The transcript is spliced from 5 exons. Gene Ontology annotation, biological process: cell division. Lineage: Eukaryota; Fungi; Ascomycota; Sordariomycetes; Xylariales; Hypoxylaceae. Gene Ontology annotation, cellular component: anaphase-promoting complex. The coding region runs from base 333 to 2267 and encodes 644 amino acids. The record is from RefSeq and is a predicted model, not a curated record. Gene Ontology annotation, molecular function: protein binding.